Prionailurus viverrinus (fishing cat) is the source of this 3635-nucleotide messenger RNA. RefSeq names its product scaffold protein involved in DNA repair (gene SPIDR). Gene Ontology annotation, cellular component: nucleoplasm; nuclear chromosome. NCBI's taxonomy places the organism in Eukaryota, Metazoa, Chordata, Mammalia, Carnivora, Felidae. The transcript is spliced from 22 exons. Bases 228 to 3131 code for a protein of 967 amino acids. The record is from RefSeq and is a predicted model, not a curated record. Gene Ontology annotation, biological process: regulation of establishment of protein localization to chromosome; double-strand break repair via homologous recombination.
GAGCGAGUUCGGUGGCGCGCUGCUUUCCGGCACCUCGAGGAGACAGCCAGCCUUUGCGAAGGCUCCGCGCGGGAGGUGGCUGAGCGUCUAGAGAUGCCUGGCGGCGGUACCUCGUGUACCCGGAAGCUUGGAGAAGUCUCUUAAUAUUACUUCUAUUACUGGUUGCAUGGCGAUGGACUCCUUUAAUUUUUUUGUCUGGGAACUCCUCAUCUCCCCUACAAUCCUGAAUGAUAACCUUGCUGGCUAGAGUAUUUUUGGUUAGAAAAAGAAAUUGGGAUAUAGAAUACCCAUCCUUACCUGGAGGGAGUCCACUGAAGUUCAGAAGAGCAGGUCUCAGGACAGUGGGGGCAACUGCCUCUCUAUCUGAAGCAUGGCUCAGGUGUGGAGAAGGAUUUCAGGACACUUCUGGGACCCUGUUGUUAACGGCUGAAAAGAAGAUUGUUACAGAGAAGCACCUUGAAUUAUCUCUGAGACCCAAGGAAGAAACUGCUGCAUCUAAGAGUACCAGUGGACUUACAGAUAUAACAUGGAGUUCCAGUGGAAGUGAUGUGUCAGAUGAGGAUAAAACACUUUUUAAAUCACAAAGAGAUAAUGGACAUAGUUCUAGGAUAGACAGAUUUUCUAAUAGGAACAAGAAUAUUUUAUGUACAGAAGAUGGGGCCAGUGAAGAUGAACUACAGUUUAUUGACUGGGAGAUUGACAGUGACAGGGAAGAUACUAGUGAGUAUAAUGAAUUUGAAGACUGUGAGAGUGUUGUGGAAAUAUCAGACUGUGCUUCUUGUUCAAGCAAUCAUUCUUCGACUAGUGAAGAGGGGUUCUCUGAGCUCUUGAAGAGAAGUUCUACAGAAAUUUUGGAAUAUUCAUCAGAUAGUGAAAAGGAAGAUGACUCAGAGAAUGCCUUGUUCAUUGAUUCAGAAUCCUCUCCCAAAAACCACAUGGAUUUUGGAACUGAUGUUAGAGAGGUGAUGGAGAGACCAAUAAGGCGGAAGGUGAAAUCUGCAGAGACCAUUUUGUACAUGCCCCAGAAGCAGAUGUUUCCCAGGACUCCAGGACCAUCAGCAAAGAUGAAGCUUCUAAGAGGCGGGCUAGCAGAAAGACUAAAUGGACUGCAAAAUCGAGAGAGAUCUGCCAUUUCUUUAUGGAGACAUCAAUGUGUGUCUUACCAAAAGACACUUUCAGGUAGAAAGUCUGGCAUAUUAGUUGUGAAAAUUCUAGAGCUGCAUGAGGAAUGCACCAUCCAAGUUGCUAUGUGUGAGCAGUUAGCAGGGAUGCAAGCCGACAGCUCUUCUCUAGGUCAGGCCCCCAGGACUGGACUGAAGGUGCUGUUCACCAAGGAGACUGCUUGCCAUCUCAGGGGACAUCCCCAAGACAUCAUCCAUAUUUACCCUCCCUGGCAAAAGCUUGUUAUCCCAAAUGGAAGUUGCCCUGUUAUUCUGAAUACUUACUUUUGUCAGAAAAUUGUCACCAAAGAAGAUUCAAAAAUAAUACGGGAAGUGCACUGUUGGGACACACCCCUUCCAAGAAGAAGUAUCACUUUGGCCCAGAUGUUUACAUUUAAGAACCUAACAAUUAAAUCUCCUGAGGGCCAGGUUAUGUGUAGUGAUCUCACUACCAUGAGGACAGAAUGCACCCGUGGACAUGAGGAAACCAAGCAAUGCUUCCCAGCUCAAGCUCCCCUGAGGGACUCUCUUCUGGAUGCAGUGGAAAGCCAGGGAGCUGCCCCAUGGUCAGGAGUCAAGGUCCGAGUGGUGAUACAAAGAGUUUACUCUCUUCCCUGCAGGUAUCAGCAGGGAGGUGGCUCAGCUGUUCCACCGGGCCCAGACCCAUCCAGAGCUCGAGUCUGCCUUCUCGUGCAAGAUGCCUAUGGAAUGUUCAGUGAAGUAUACUCUGAGGGCGCCAUCUUGAAAGACCAACAGUUGGAAGGGAAAUCCUGCAGCCUGAUGGGAAUGAAGGUUCUACAGAAGGCCACCAGAGGAAGGACAGCAGGGCUUUUCAGCUUGAUUGACACCAUGUGGCCUCCAGCCAUGCCUCUGAAAGCACCUGGCCGUGGCCAAGCCCAUGAAGAGGUAGAAACUCGUGUGCCUCCUCCUAGCUUCUGUUACAUCCUCUCUGCUCAUCCAAGUGUGGGACAGAUUGAUGUCAUAGAAGAAGACCGCAUUUCUAAGCUUUACCAACCUCCAGUUACCCGCUUCUUAAGAGAAAUUCUUCAGACCGAUGACCGCAGUACACGUUGCAGUUUCUAUGCCAGAGUGAUUUAUCAAAGAUCACAGCAAAGGGAGAUUUGGCUGAUGGUGACUGAUGUCACCCUGCAGAUGCAGGAUGAGAAUAACUCUGGCCUCCCCAAAACUGUACCAGUCUGUGUGGCCCCCUCAUGUGUGCUGAGCCAGGAAGUCGUGGAAGCGCUCGCCGAGGCUACCCCUCACAGCUUCCUCUUCAGGGACACUCUCCGAGCCCAGGGUCAGAUUGUUUGUGUUGAACGAAGUGUCCUUUUGCUUCAAAAGCCCCUUUUGGGUAUGGCCUCCAGUGCUCCCUCCUGUGAACUGACCAGCCCUGUGAAGCUCAAUGAACUGGAUUCUGUCACUCAGGUCAACUCCAUUUGCAGCGUUCAAGGCACUGUGGUUGGUGUGGAUGAGAGCACAGCUUUCUCAUGGCCCACCUGUGACCUGUGUGGCAACGAGAGACUGGAGCAGAGCCCGGGAGACAGAGGCGCCUUUUCCUGUGGGGACUGCUCCCGCGUGGUCAUCUCUCCUCUUCUCAGAAGGCACUUGCAGGUGUUCCUGGACUGCCCUUCUCGCCCCCAGUGCACAGUGAGGGUCAAGCUGUCCCAGGCCAGUAUUUCUUCGCUCCUGAGGUUCGCCGCCUGCGAAGAUGGGCUUUACCCACAGUGGAUAAUCAGGGCUUUACAUCUGACCUGCAAGGAGCUGAGAGAAGAUGGGUGUAAGAAGGUCCUCUGUGGAGACAUGAGCAGUUAUGAAGUGAAGAGUGUCCUCGGAAAGGAGGUGGGGCUGUUGAAUUGUUUUGUCCGGUCCGUAACCACCCACCCGGCUAGCUGCGUUGGAUUGGAGGAAAUUGAGCUCCUGACUGCAGGAAGAGCCUCUUCCCGACACUGCCCCUCGCCACAGGAGCUGUGAACUUUGUGAUGCGGCGGAGGUGGUGGUGGUUGGGAUAGUUAUUUGUUAACUACGGGCAGAGUGAGUGUACUGUAUGAUCUUGAAAUGGAACUUAGAUUUUUCUAGGGCAAAUGUUAGCAAGAUAAUUUUGUAAACUAUACCUCAAAAUGCUUUUCUCUACAGUUAUAUUUUACGACCUCUGUGCAAAUUCAGGAACAUGUUAUAUUAAAACUUAACUAAGCUUGAGGCCUUCAUUUUGUACUUCAUCUUAGGCAGUAUUAAAACAGCAAGAAAAAAAUUCUGCUCACUUGUAAUUUUUAAGUGUUUAAAACUGUUACUCCUAAAGUAUAGAUAAGUUACCUGCUGUGAUUCUCGCUAUACCGAUAGGCCUGUUUAAUCAUGCUGGGUACUGUGCACAGAGAGCCGAGAUUACAGACUCAAGAGGAGUGAUUGGUUAUUGUUGGCUUUGUUGGCAGAGAUUUAAAUUAACGCGAAAUGAUGAAUAAAUUGUCUUUAGACAACAAA